CGGCGUGGCGCUUGUUGAGCGGCGGCGGCAAUCGACGUAUACAAGGGGUUUGAGCGUCCUUUGGAUAGCGCGGCCCGUAGCGCCAUGAACUUAGGAGAUGGUUUAAAGCUUGAAACUAAAUUAUUGGAUGGAAAAACCAAGCUAAUACUGUCUCCAUAUGAACAUAAAUCAAAAAUUUCUGUAAAGCAGAUGGGAAAUAAGACCAAGAUUGCAAAAUGUCCUUUAAGAAAUAAACAAACUGGAUACAUUCUGAAAUCACAAAAUACUUGUGUCAGGACUGAAAAACUUUCGCAGAAGAAGAGAAUUGGUUCAGAAACUUCAUUGGCAAAAAGUGAAAAAAAUAGUAUGACUUUUUCACCCACUAAGGAUUUAUGCAAGCAGUAUGCAGAUAAAGACCAUCUUCAUAUCCAGAAAGAAAUUUCACCUGCAACCCCUAAUAUACAGAAGACUAGAAACAGUAUAAAUGCAUUUGUAGUAGCUAAACAGAAGCCUUGCGAAAAGCACAUCACAGCUGAAAAUGUGAAGAGCAGUUUGGUGUGUCUAACACAAGACCAACUACAACAGAUUUUGAUGACUGUAAACCAAGGAAAUAAAUCAGUUUCCCUGACUGAGAAUGGAAAGGAGGAAACAAGUCAGUAUAGUCUAAAUUUAAACAAUAUUCCUGAUCAGCCAAAGGAUGAGAAUAUUAUGGGACUUCCACAAAAAACUGAGGCCAUUUCAUCUGUUCAGGAUGAAAAAAAGUCUGUUUUAAAUGAAAAUCAGGUGACAUCUAAUCAGUAUGAGCAGAAAAUUGCCACAGAGAAUAUAUGGAAACCAGCUGACAUAUUCAGUACUCUGGGAGAAAGAGAACGUGGUAGAGGUUUGUUGGAAGCAAAAAAAGCCCAGUGGAGGAAAGAGCUUGUUUUUGUAUAUUUUUUAAAAAGGACAUUAUUUACAGAUGAACAGGUUGCUUUAAAGAAGAAAGAAAAAGAAGCUUCUGAAAAAUGGAAUAAUCCAUGGAAAAAAUCUGAAAGUGAUAAAAUAGUAUGGGAAAAACUUCAAAUUCUUGAUCAUGCUAAGGAAGCAGUACUGACGGAGCGCCCUUUCAGUGCUGUGAAACAAGAACAGCAGAGAAAAUGGAUUGAAGAGUUGAACAAGCAAAUAGAGGAUGACCGGCAAAAAAAAGUAGAGGAAAAAAUUAUAUCUUCAAAGGGUGAGGAACAUGACAGAUGGGCAAUACAUUUUGAUUCAUUCAAGAGUUGUCCUGGUUCUCAGUCUCAGCUGUCCUCUCAGUCAACGCAAACACAACCAGAGUACUUCUGUGUCUCUCCGGACGCUCAGGACCUGGCUGAUAUCAGCAGUCUAUAUACACCUGCAGCAGGAAGCCAGGCUGAACCUUCAGAGGAGGAGCGCGUGGCAAGACCUGUUAGAGACGUGGCUGUGGAAAGCAGUAAGAAAAGGAACUUUCUCCGUUCUAUGACUGCUCUUUUGGACCCAGCUCAAAUUGAGGAACGAGACAGGAGACGACAAAAACAGUUAGAACAUCAGAAAGCCAUCACUGCUCAGGUAGAAGAGAAGCGCAAGAAGAAGCAGCUCGAAGAAGAGCAAAGAAAGAAGGAGGAACAAGAGGAGGAGCGUCGCUUAGCACGGGAACAAGAAGAGAUGCAGAAACAGUAUGAAGAAGAUAUACUUAAGCAAAAACAAAAGGAAGAAAUCAUGACUCUUAAGACAAUUGAACUGUUCCAGACGAUGCAGAGAGCGCAGGAGCUGGCACAGAGACUGAAACAAGAACAGAGAAUCCGAGAAUUGGCUCAAAAGGGACAUGACACUUCUAGAUUGAUUAAAAAUCUUGGCAUUGAUACAAUACAAGUGGAAUAUAAUGCAUCUACUGACAACAUUGCAAAUUCAAGACAUGGCUUGGAUAAAAUCUGUGGUAAAAUGAAUGCAUAUAUCAGCUCUGCAGCCUCUCCCAGGAAAGACACUGGUGUGCAAACAGAUGACUUAAAUGCAGGAAUAUUUACCAAUAUAGAAUCACACUGUGGAUCGGUAAUAGAGAGGGAAAUUAUAAACUCUUCAUCUCCUGAGAUUACUGCAGAAUUUAAUGAACAGUUUAACACUAAGAAGAACAAGCAAGAACUAGUAAGUCAUGAUAACGGAGCCAACUUAGAAAAAGAAAACAGUUGGUAUAAUGACCAAUGUAAUCAGUUCACAAGAACAGAGAAACAAACAAAACAUAUGAAGAAGUGUCCUAAAAGGCCUGAUUGGAAUAUAAAUAAACCACUGAGACGGUAUAUUCCAGCAUCAGAAAAAUACCCUAAACAGCUUCAAAAGCUGAGAGAAGAAAGAAGAGUAAGAAGGCAGAUGGAACUGCUUCAUUUGGUAGAAAGAAAUAAUCUUGGACACCUUUCUCAAAAUAGAGUCAUUUCACCAGAUGUUCUUCAUUCAUCUCAUCAAGAAACUGAACCAAGUUUCAGGUGGCAGCUAGUCAAAAAGGAAGAAGAACCUCGGAGAAUUGAUUCUUUCAGUGAGGAAAGGUCUCAAUCACCACCAGUUCCGGCAGUGAAAAACAGAACGCAGCAAACUCAGACACUAAAAAACAGUACUUAUGAAAGAGAGACUCUGAUCUCAGGAGAUAGUCAAACAGAAUUAUCACCUGGGUUUUCUGAACCAUUUCAUUUUAUUCCCUAUGUCCGAACCAAUGAGAUCUAUUACCUUGAUCCAGAUGCACCAUUGUCUAGGCCUUUAACCCAGGAUCCUCAGUACCAAAAUCCACAUGACUGUGACCAAGAACAGCUGUUUGACCAUCUCAGGGACCCACUUCUUAAUCCUAACUUGGUGAAAAACAGGGAUCGACAGCAAGCAAUCCUUAAGGGACUGUCAGAACUGAGACAGGGCCUUCUCCAGAAGCAAAGAGAGUUGGAAACUAAUCUCAUGCCUUUAGCUGCAAAUGAAGAAGAGAAUUUUAGUUCUUCGUUUUAAAUGUAGAAAAUCAAAUCAAAUCCUUUACAUUUGAUUUGUCUUAAAAAU
Molecule: messenger RNA, 3006 nt
Organism: Kogia breviceps (pygmy sperm whale)
Lineage: Eukaryota; Metazoa; Chordata; Mammalia; Artiodactyla; Physeteridae
Source: RefSeq, a predicted model, not a curated record